CGCACAGCACAGGACAAGGACGAUGUUGCACGGCAGGCCUUUCGUUUGGGGCGAUCGAUUACACCUGAAAAUGACACGGGAGCAAAGAAAUGUCGUAGGUUUGAGACUAGCCUAGCCUUGGAUGGGUAGAUGAUGCCCAGCUUCCUGGAAGGCGCUGCACACCAUUGUCAGCCUCUGGAACAUGCAGAUCCAUCCUGCAGCCAUCUAUAAUCAAAUUAAUCGUAAUUACCUACCAGCCAAGCGCUUGUAGUUUGUGCGUAAUAUUUACACGCUUCCCCACAGUGUGCAGAGUGGAGACCAUUUCUAUGAUGCUACAAGGUUCACAUAUCUUUGGGCACGAGAGGCCCCUGGUCAUCAGGUUGUCAUUCACCUCAUGCGUGUGGGGGACGGUCUCCCUGCCUCUGCUUGGCCUAACAACAUGUGUCUUCAUAUCCUCAGUUUUCCAUUUUGAGGACUCCACCGGUACUCACUGUCAGGUUCCUAAUUACCUGCCGUCGAUUAGUGCCUCAAUCAGCCUGAGCCCCGAGUGCCACAUCUGGCGCUUCUGCAUCGGGCUGCACUCCGCGCCAAGGUUCUUGGUGGCAUUUACCUACUUUAAGUUUUACAAGACUCGCUUUGCCUCGAGGUUCCCAGAGAGCUCGCUCAGCUGCCUGAAUCUGGCUUUUUCCAUUUCUGAAAACUUUGGCCUGUUGCUCCUCACUUAUGUGUCGUCCAGUGAGACAUACCUUGUACAUAAGGAGGGCUUUGUCCUGUUCAUCAUCAGCUCCCUCAUCUACAUGUUGAUAACCUGCCGGCUGUGGAAGGUGAUCAAGAAGUAUUCACUCAGUCCUGAGGACGCAAAGUCUUACCAUUGGAAAGUACGUUUCUUACUUCUCUUCAUAUCCUUCUGUGCUUUUGCUGUAUAUUUUUACUGGAAACACAACAUGUACUGUGAACCAGGGAGCUAUACGUUUUUUGCCCUGUUUGAGUAUUUGGUGGUCUUCUCCAACAUGGCCUUCCAUCUCACAGCAGUGUGGGACUUCAAGAGCAGAGAGGUCAUGGUCAUCUCCUCCUCCGAAGAUAAAGACUUCUGACUAGAGACUCAAGGAGCAGGUACUGAGUCCACCACUCCGCCAAUAUCCAGCGGGAAUAAUGAUCAUGCUGAAGAGGAAGAAGAAUGGAAAGAAGGCUUUUUCCACAUAUUUCCGUGAUGAUACUUUUAAAGAAAGUAUUAAAAAGAGAAAAAAAAGGCACUUUUGCUAGUCUACACUGUCAGUUAGCUGCAAGUGUAGUCCUUUGCCUCAUACUCUCAUUUAUGGACGCCUCCUCCUACUUUGGUAAACGUGAUCUUUUGUACGAUAUGCAGCACAGUUGUGAUCAUAGUGUAUGUAUGCCAAAGCAAAGUGGUGGUUCUGCUUGGCUUUUAUUGCUGAAAUUAAAAAAAAAAAUGUCUGCAAAUGAUGUCAAGUAGAGCAGCGCUACAGUGAAAGUCAGGAUGCCUAGUUUUUUUAUUUUUAAUUUUUUCCCCCUCUGCUCACAGUGGAGGAAAGGGUGCCAUAAUUUGCCCAUUUGGAAUAAGAAUUUAUAGAAAGGACACUUGCAUAUAAAUCAACAUUGUCUUUCGUUCGAUUUUCAUUUUUCAUUAAUAGUUCAACAAUGUCUAGUGAAAGUAUUUUGAUGGUGUUAAGUUGAAAUUAAGAAAACAGUUUUUUAAUAUCUUCAGUGUUUUUACUGUCUGUGUGCUGUGCACCCUGUAUGACCUGUUCCUAAUCCAGGUAUUAUGAUUGCACACGUCUUACUCAGUUGUGCUGCACAAGU
Myripristis murdjan (pinecone soldierfish) is the source of this 1797-nucleotide messenger RNA. RefSeq names its product post-GPI attachment to proteins factor 2-like. The coding region runs from base 306 to 1073 and encodes 255 amino acids. NCBI's taxonomy places the organism in Eukaryota, Metazoa, Chordata, Actinopteri, Holocentriformes, Holocentridae. Gene Ontology annotation, biological process: GPI anchor biosynthetic process. The record is from RefSeq and is a predicted model, not a curated record. The transcript has 6 exons. Gene Ontology annotation, cellular component: Golgi membrane; endoplasmic reticulum membrane.